AUGGCCACUAAAGAGAAUAAAGCAAAAAUGGAGUCACUGAUAAAGAAGCGAGAAAAGUACUUUGCUAGACUUCAAGCGCUUUAUGACGUGGGUAAAAAAUGUUUAGAAUUGGCCCAAAAGAAGCAACCUUAUCAAGCUGAACUUGAUCACUUUGUUUCCCGUUAUAAUAGAAUAGAAGAUGAUUGCUCUGUUUUUGAAGAUAUUAGUGAUGACAUUACCAUUAUUAACUCUGAUCUAGAUGAUAGCGAUAAGAUCGAGGUACACAAAGUCUCAAUGAGUUACGAUGAAAUGUAUUUUAACGUAAAAUCUCUUGCUCGCAAAAUGCAGAUUGAGCAACCCAAAACGCAAACCUCCGGCAAAUCUGAAGCCACACCUACGCAACCCCCGCAAUCUGCCCCUCAGGUAGCUAAGUUACCAAAAAUUGAAAUUGAGCCGUUUGAUGGUUCGAUAGCUGAUUGGACGAACUUUUACGCUUUGUUUAACUCUCUGAUACACAAGAAUCGCUCUCUCUCAAAAUCAGAAAAACUAACUUACCUACGUAGUCUGCUCAAGUCUCACGCUCUCUCUCUAAUAGAAAAUUUAGUUAUUUCUGAAGAAAACUACGAUAUUGCUCUACAUCAGCUCAUUCAGCGGUAUCAAAACAAGCGUCUACUCGCAUCUAAUUAUCUAGAUAAAGUGUUCUCGUUCCGAGCUCUCACAGAAGAUACUGCCAGUUCAUUAACUAGUUUUCUAGAAGUAUUUAAUACCAAUCUCUCCGCUCUCAAGGCCCUUGGCAUAGAUGAUUUGAAAUUAAAUUAG
Messenger RNA from Macrosteles quadrilineatus (aster leafhopper), 798 nucleotides. RefSeq lists its product as uncharacterized. NCBI's taxonomy places the organism in Eukaryota, Metazoa, Arthropoda, Insecta, Hemiptera, Cicadellidae. The record is from RefSeq and is a predicted model, not a curated record. The transcript has a single exon. The coding region runs from base 1 to 798 and encodes 265 amino acids.